AUGUCUACGAGCGCGAGCCGCAUUGCGACGACGAUGAUGCAGGGAGCGCGCGUCGGGGUCGGGAGGAGGGGGGCUGGGGGCGCGGUGGUGGUGGGCGGUCGUUCUCGAUCGAUCGCGGCCAGGGCGACGAACACCAAGUGGAUGGACUACAAGCCGUUCAUGCGCAAGCUCGGCGACAGCGAGCUCCUCGUCCCAGACAUCUGCCUGGGCACCAUGACGUGGGGCGUUCAGAACACGGAGGAGGAGGCGCACGAGCAGCUGAGCUUCGCCCUGGACUGCGGGAUCAACUUCCUGGACACCGCGGAGAUGUACCCGGUGCCGCCCACCGAGGACACGCAGGGGCGGACGGACCGGUACAUCGCGACGUGGCUCAAGGACCAGGCGCGCGACAAGAUCACGCUGGCGACCAAGGUCUCGGGGUACAGCGACAAGGCCUACCUGCGCGACGGCGCGGACAAGACGCGCGUGGACCGCGCGAACAUCCUCGAGUCGGUGGACAAGUCCCUCGCGCGGCUCGGCACGGACUACGUCGACCUCCUCCAGAUCCACUGGCCCGACCGGUACGUGCCGCUGUUCGGGCAGGCCGGGUACGACCCGUCGCAGGAGCGCGAGGCGGUGCCGUUCGAGGAGCAGCUGCGCGCGCUGGAGGAGGUGGUCCGGGCCGGCAAGGUGCGGUACAUCGGCGUGUCGAACGAGACGACGUUUGGCGUGUGCAAGUUCGCCGAGCUCGCCGCCGCGCACUCGCUCCCGAAGAUCGUCUCCAUCCAGAACGUCUACCACCUCAUGGCGCGCGGGGCGUUCGAGACGGACCUCGCGGAGGCCUGCGCGCCGUCCAACUACAACGUGGGCCUGCUGGCGUACUCGCCGCUGGCCGGCGGCGCGCUGAGCGGCAAGUACCUGGCGGCGGACCCGCCGAAGGACUCGCGGCUCAACCUCUUCCCGGGCUUCAUGGAGCGGUACAAGGCCUCGCACGCCGCGAGGGCCACGGCCAAGUACGUCGAGGUGGCGCAGAAGCACGGCGUGACGCCGACGGAGCUGGCGCUGGCGUACGUGAAGAGCCGCUGGUUCGUCGCCAGCAGCAUCAUCGGCGCGACCAAGAUGGACCAGCUCAAGGAGGACAUCGGCGCGUUCACCGUCGAGCUGCCGGACGAGUGCCUCGCCGACGUCGAGGCCGUGCACCUCGACUUCACGGACCCGUCCAUGCGCGCGUAG
Molecule: messenger RNA, 1212 nt
Organism: Pedinophyceae sp. YPF-701
Lineage: Eukaryota; Viridiplantae; Chlorophyta; Pedinophyceae
Source: the annotation of a GenBank genome assembly